UUAUUUCAACAAGUCACCGAAAUCGAUAGAAGCCUCCCCAAAAAUCCCCCCAAUCAGGGAUAAUGGAGAUCGACGGCGAGCCUCCGUCCGACCACAAGCUCUGUGGCUACCUCUGCGCGGUGGUCGCGGCUCCUGCGGGCGUCUAUCUUCCCCUCAAUUCGACAUGCCGCAUAGCCGGUGAUCCGCCCAACGUUCACUUCGCGGCGCAAAAUGACGUACGCUUGAUCCCCAUUGGGAGGCCAGAAUCCUCGGAUUCCAAAGCGCCGCCGCCGUCUGUGAAGAAGCGGUGGAGUAGAAUUGGAAUGGUGCACGGAUCGAUUAGUGUGGUGCACCAAUUGCACGCCCUCGUCACGCAUAAGUGCUUGAGAAUCGUGGCGAGAAUUGUGGAUGUUUCGCAGCGCGACAACGAAUUGGAUGGUGGAAGUAGGGAAAUUAGGGUUGUCGUGUUAGUGGAUGUAUACUUGCCGAUUGCUUUGUGGGAUGGAUGGCAGUUUCCCAAGUUGAGCGCCACUGCAGCCGCCCUAUUCAAACACUUGAGCUGCAAUUGGGAAACUAGAAGCUUGAUAUCCAAGUCGGUGAAAUUUGGCGUUGAUGAUUAUCAUAGCAUUUGGCAUGCAAUGGACUGCCACGUUCUUGGCUGUCGAUGGCAUUGCUCUGCUCCAAACAAUCAUAGGCCCAAAAAGCUUUUUGAACUUCAGGAAAUUUUUAAGAAUUUGCCUUGUGUCACAAAGAAAGUAGAGUGUGAAUUUUCAAGAAUAAAUCCAGAAGACUCUUCUUCUGAUUCUGGUAUCUGGAUGCUGUCAGAUGAUAUUUUGAUUAAAAUCCUGUCUACACUAAAUCCAGUUACUCUUGUUAAGAUUUCUUUGACAUGCCAUCAUUUAAGGUAUUUGGCGGCAUCCAUCAUGCCGUGCAUGAAACUUAAACUCUAUCCCCACCAGCAGGCUGCAGUUAAGUGGAUGUUAAAGCGUGAAAGGGAAUCGCAAGUUCUACAACACCCUCUAUACAUGGAUUUCAAAACAGAAGAUGGAUUUGAUUUUAAUAUCAAUAUGGUUUCUGGUGAGAUUGUUGCUGGUGAAAUUCCUAUAGCAAGGGAUUUCCAUGGAGGAAUGUUUUGUGAUGAACCUGGACUGGGUAAGACUAUUACUGCUCUUUCGCUAAUUUUAAAGACUCAGGGAACGGUGGCAGAACCUUCAGAUGCAGCGCAAGUGAUCUGGUGCACGCAUGAUGGGAAUAACAGGUGUGGCUACUAUGAAGUCAGCGCUGAGCAAACUACCAGCAGUAACAUGUCAAAGUUGAUGAAUAAUGUGGGAAAGAAAUCUCGCAGGGGGCAAUUAACCCUUGAUGAACUCACCCCAAUGAAGACUUCUACAAGGAAUUCAUCAACUUCUCCAAUGCUUCUUGGUUCAUCUGAGCAACCAUUGGCAUCCACUGUUUCAUGGUCCCAUAAACCAAAAAGGUUCAUCGAAUCUGUGUCUUCGACACCUGCAACAUUUGCUAUAAGGUGUGGGAGGAGCUGGGGCAAUGCAAAGAGAAAUCUUCUGGAAGCUUAUGAUGAGUCAUCUCUUACAUCUAAUAAAUGCUCAAAAAAGAGAAAGCAUGGCUCUAAGGGUCGCAAACAAAGGGGUUUGGGAAAGCAAGUGGGUUUUUCCCAAGGGACCUUGUUCAGUAAGAAUACAAAUGAAGAGAAAGUGACAGAUGAUGUGGAAUUAAAUGAAUCUUGGGUCCAGUGUGAUUCUUGUAGCAAGUGGCGGAAAGUUUCUGGUGAAUGUGGAGCAAAUGUUUCUACAGCAUGGUUUUGUAGCAUGAACAGCGACCCUACAUAUCAGAGUUGUAAUGUUCCUGAAGAAUCCUGGGAUGUUAGGGAGUCUAUCACAUACUUACCAGGAUUUCAUGCCAAGGGAUCAAAUGGAGGGCGAGAUGAAAAUGUGUCUUUCUUUAUUAGUGUGCUAAAGGAACACUAUGCUUUUAUCAAUUCUGAAACAAAGAAAGCCUUGACUUGGCUAGCUAAACUUUCACCUGAUAAGCUUGCAGAAAUGGAAACAAUUGGGUUGGUGAGCCCAAUGAUUGGAACUUCUCUAUUUGAUACUAGAGUGCCUCGUGAUUAUCACAGAAUCUUUCAAGCUUUUGGCCUUGUAAAAAGAGUUGUAAGGGGUGAUUUGAGGUGGUAUUAUCCGAAAAAUCUGUUGAACCUGACUUUUGAUCUGGAUUCCCUUAGGAUUGCCUUAUGUGAACCAAUAAACUCAGUGAGGUUGUAUCUGUCAAGUGCAACAUUAAUAGUUGUUCCAUCAAAUCUUGUUGAUCACUGGAGAACCCAAAUUGAACGGCAUGUGAGACCAGGUCAACUGAGAGUUUACAUAUGGAGCGAUCAAAAGAGAAAACCUCCUCCCCACAAUUUGGCUUGGGACUAUGAUAUUGUAAUAACUACCUUCAAUCGGUUGAGUGCUGAGUGGAGUCCUCGUAAAAGAAGUGUGCUAAUGCAAGUUCAUUGGCUGAGGGUGAUGCUGGAUGAAGGGCAUACACUUGGUUCAAGUCUCACUCUGACAAACAAAUUGCAAAUGUUGGUUUCGCUAACUGCCACAAGCCGCUGGCUAUUGACAGGAACUCCUACUCCUAAUACACCUAACAGUCAGCUAUCUUAUCUUCAACCAAUGCUAAAGUUCCUCAAAGAAGAGACAUACGGGUUGAACCAAAAGUCAUGGGAUGCUGGUAUCCUUAGGCCAUUUGAGGCAGAGAUGGAAGAGGGCAGGUUGCGUUUGCUGCAGUUGCUUAACAGGUGCAUGAUCAGUGCAAGGAAAACUGAUCUGAAAGCAAUUCCACCUUGCAUAAAGAAAAUUACAUAUUUGGAUUUUUCUGAAGAGCAUGCAAAAAGUUAUAAUGAACUGGUGGAAACUGUCCGUCGUAAUAUUUUAAUGGCUGACUGGAACGACCCAUCUCAUGUUGAAAGUUUAUUGAACCCAAAACAAUGGAAAUUUCGUGCUGCUACCAUAAAAAAUGUGAGGUUAUCCUGCUGUGUUGCGGGACAUGUCAGAAUGUCUGAGGCUGGUCAAGAUAUUCAAGACACCAUGGAUAUCUUAGUAGAGGAUGGUCUGGAUCCUAUGUCCCAGGAACAUGCUUUGAUAAAAUACAAUCUCUUGUAUGGUGGCAACUGCAUGAGGUGCGGAGAAUGGUGUCGUUUACCUGUCAUUACACCUUGUAGGCACCUGUUGUGCCUUGAUUGCGUUUCUCUAGACAGUGAAAAGUGUACAUUUCCUGGCUGUGGUAACUCAUAUGAAAUGCAGAGUCCUGAAGAACUAGCUCGUCCAGAAAAUCCUAAGCCAAAGUGGCCUGUGCCAAAAGAUUUAAUUGAGCUGCAGCCUUCCUAUAAACAGGAUGACUGGAAUCCUGAUUGGCAGUCGACAUCUAGUAGCAAAGUCUCAUAUCUAGUACACCAAUUAAAAGAACUACAGAAAAAUAAUAGAAAGAUUGGGUACUCCAGUGAGAUUGGAGCGGUUACGUCUAAUGAGCAAUUCUCAUCUGACCUGGGCUAUUCUAACACAUCUCUAGAUCAAGGGGCUUGCAGCAAAUCUGGAAAUGAAAGGUGCCAGAUUCCAUUGGAGAAAGUUAUUAUUUUUUCUCAGUUUCUUGAACAUAUCCAUGUUAUUGAACAACAGCUGACAAUUGCGGGCAUUCAAUUUGUUGGAAUGUACAGUCCAAUGCACUCAAUCAAUAAGAUGAAAUCACUAGCAACUUUUCAAUAUGAUGCGAAUUGUUUGGCUCUUUUGAUGGAUGGAAGUGCUGCACUGGGUCUUGAUCUAAGCUUUGCGACUCAUGUCUAUCUGAUGGAGCCUAUAUGGGAUCGAAGUAUGGAGGAGCAGGUUAUUAGUCGUGCACAUCGAAUGGGUGCGAUUCGCCCGAUUCAUGUGGAGACACUAGCGAUGAAUGGCACAAUUGAAGAGCAAAUGUUGAAAUUCUUGCAGGAUGGGGAAGAAUGCCGACGACUAUUGAAUGCAGAGAUUGGUGAGAAUGAUCACGAUGGAACGCGACCAUUUCGCACAUUACAUGAUUUUGCUGAGAGCAACUACCUGGCUCAUCUCGGCUUUGUGCGGACUAAUUCUAGGACAGAGAAGGCGCCGGCGGCAUUUAUGGCUUUGUGCAGCUAACAACAAUUCAUCCCUUUUAAUGCUUUAGUUCCCAUUGUUAUGUAUUUUAGAUUCAAUUGCGCUGUAUUUGAUCAGCGGUGUUGACCAUGAUCGGGUCUGUUCGGUUUGAUUUGGUUCGGUUCGGUUAGCCGGUGGGAUCUGUUUGAUUUAUAGGUCUAAUGUUGGCAACACUCUUCCUUAGCUUCGCGUAGAAGAAGAAAUCCAUCUCAUGCUUCAUAUC
Andrographis paniculata is the source of this 4359-nucleotide messenger RNA. RefSeq names its product F-box protein At3g54460. The record is from RefSeq and is a predicted model, not a curated record. Bases 63 to 4139 code for a protein of 1358 amino acids. Gene Ontology annotation, molecular function: ATP-dependent chromatin remodeler activity; zinc ion binding; ATP binding. Lineage: Eukaryota; Viridiplantae; Streptophyta; Magnoliopsida; Lamiales; Acanthaceae. The transcript has 9 exons.